Bombyx mori (domestic silkworm) is the source of this 611-nucleotide messenger RNA. It is a transcript of the gene Obp84a, whose product is annotated as odorant-binding protein 7. Gene Ontology annotation, biological process: sensory perception of smell. Gene Ontology annotation, molecular function: odorant binding. The record is from RefSeq and is marked provisional. Lineage: Eukaryota; Metazoa; Arthropoda; Insecta; Lepidoptera; Bombycidae.
GACAAUGCCAAUGUCGUUCAUUGUUAGCAAACAUGGCCAAUCUCGUUCUGUUGCUCACAUUCGUUCUAAUGACAUUGUCAAUGGCAAGAUUAAAAAGUACGGAGGCGCCUAAAAGUAAAACCGCACUAUUCAAUGACCAGGACAACAUGGGUUAUGAAGAAUUAGAUAUGGAAGAGAUAAUGUCGGCGUGUAACGAAUCAUUCCGAAUUGAAUAUGCGUACUUGGAAUCUCUGAACGAUAGCGGCAGUUUCCCGGAUGAAACCGACAAGACGCCGAAGUGUUAUAUUCGCUGUGUCCUGGAAAAAACUGAAAUACUGUCAGAAAACGGCGUCUUGAAUCCAGCCACAGCGGCGCUAGUUUUUGCGGGGGAGAGAAACGGAAAACCGAUGUCCGACCUCGAGGAGAUGGCUGUGGCGUGCGCUGAUAGACAUGAGAAAUGCAAAUGCGAAAAGGCAUACAAUUUCGUGAAAUGCCUCAUGUACAUGGAGAUCGACAAAUACGAGAAAAAGAAUUGAUUCAACACGAGCGACAGUUCUGAUAAUGAUUUUGUUCUUAAAAUUAAAAAUAUUACGCAUUAGGCCUCUGAGUUUUAAAUUAAAAUCAAUGAAUGU